GAAAACUCUCUCUUGGUGUUCAAGAGCUGGCAAUAGGUAACCCUUGGAUAGUCGAUACGCACCAGCUGAAACUUCGAACCCGGUUUGGCGACGAUACGGUCUGAGGAAGUGGCUUUUCCUACGUAUGCUUUCCUCACGUUGGAGGUCGCUUCUCAUCCGUUUAAAAACUGUUGACAAGACGUCAAUACGGAGCGAGAACUGUGACAUUUCUGGAUAGAGAGGCUGGGGGCAUUCAUCACAUGUUAGGGCGGAUCGAACCACAAAUAUGGCUUCCAAAAAGGCGGUAACGAAUCUGCUCCACGGGAUCGGAAGAAGGACGAGAGCAACACCGAUACCAAACACAUACUGCUCUCAUGCACCACGUAUAUCGUCUUCGACAUUCUCUACAACCCGUGUGGCUGCCGCUCGCGGUACAGAGUACCUCCAACUCCACGAUCCGGAUCUCACAGAAUCUCAGCGGACGGUGCGUGAAGCCAUAAGCAAAGUGUGCGCGAAAUUCGGGGACGAAUACUGGCUCGCUGCGGACCGUGAGCACCGCUUCCCCACCGAGUUCCAGCAGGCGGUGGCCAAGGACGGGUGGCUGGGCAUCUGCAUGCCCGCGGAGUACGGCGGAAGCGACCUGGGCAUCGCAGAAGCCGCUAUCAUGGUCCAGACGAUCGCGGAGUCGGGCGCGGCGUACGCGGGCGCGAGUGCCGUGCACAUGAACAUCUUUGGGCUGGAGCCGGUGCGGAAGUUUGGCACGGAAGAGCAGAAGAAGAGGAUGUUGGUGCCGUUGAUUGAAGGGAGAGAGAGGGCGUGUUUCGGCGUCACGGAACCAAAUACGGGGCUGGACACCUUGAGGUUGCAGUCGAGAGCUGUCCGGGACGGUGACUUCUACCGGCUGAGCGGGCAGAAGAUAUGGAUUUCCACCGCCCAGGUGGCCGAGAAGAUCCUCAUCCUCGUACGGACGACACCGCUGGAGGAGGUUAAGAAGCCAAGUCAGGGCUUAAGCUUGUUCUACACAGACCUUGACCGGGAACAGGUCGAGGUGCAGGAGAUCCCCAAAAUGGGCAGGGCUGCGGUGGAUUCCAACAGUCUCUUUUUCGAUGGGUGGAAGGUGCCAAAGGCGGAUUUGAUUGGGGAGGAGGGUAACGGGUUCAAGAUGAUCAUGCAUGGCAUGAAUGCCGAGAGGAUCUUGAUUGCAGCAGAGGCACUGGGGACAGGGUUUGCCGCGCUGAGGAGAGCGGCCUUGUAUGCUGGGGAGCGGAUAGUGUUUGGCCGGGCGAUUGGGCAGAACCAGGCCAUCCAACACCCCCUGGCAGAGAGCUGGAUGGAGCUCGAAGCUGCCCGACUCAUGAUCUACCAGGCCGCACGGAUGUACGACGCUGGGUACGAGACAGGAGAAUACGCAAACGCGGCCAAAUACUUGGCUGCUGAGGCGGCCUUCCGGGCCUGCGAGAGGGCCGUCAUGACGCAUGGUGGAAUGGGGUAUGCAAAGGAGUAUCAUGUUGAGAGGUAUCUGAGGGAGAUUAUGAUCCCCAGGCUCGCACCUGUCAGUCGCGAGAUGAUCAAGAACUACGUCGGAGAAAGGGUGCUUGGACUGCCCAAGUCAUACUGAGGUUAGGGACAAAAGGUUAGAAGAAGUUUAGGCCAUGCAUUCGGAUAGACUGGGGAGGUGCAUAUCAACAAUUGGAGCAUCACUGCCUGCCAUCAGAAUGUUCAUGACACUAGGUAGAUGUCAGGUCAAACGAAUGCAAGAG
Cladophialophora immunda is the source of this 1739-nucleotide messenger RNA. RefSeq lists its product as uncharacterized. NCBI's taxonomy places the organism in Eukaryota, Fungi, Ascomycota, Eurotiomycetes, Chaetothyriales, Herpotrichiellaceae. The transcript has a single exon. The record is from RefSeq and is a predicted model, not a curated record. Gene Ontology annotation, molecular function: acyl-CoA dehydrogenase activity; flavin adenine dinucleotide binding. Bases 266 to 1597 code for a protein of 443 amino acids.